Messenger RNA from Schistocerca gregaria, 1315 nucleotides. RefSeq names its product clotting factor C-like. The transcript has 6 exons. Gene Ontology annotation, molecular function: serine-type endopeptidase activity. Gene Ontology annotation, biological process: proteolysis. Bases 76 to 933 code for a protein of 285 amino acids. NCBI's taxonomy places the organism in Eukaryota, Metazoa, Arthropoda, Insecta, Orthoptera, Acrididae. The record is from RefSeq and is a predicted model, not a curated record.
GGUAUCCCAGUGACCAAUAGAGGCCAACGGCCUCACCUAUAUGUGCACGGUGCUGGUGAAGCCUUGCAGUGCGCGAUGGACCUCCGCCGAGGGCAGCUGUGGGCGCUCUUGCUGCUGCUUACCGUUCAAUGUGUAAAACCAAUUCCAAAAGACGAAACAUAUGUUCUUGAUGGAAAGCCUUCACUGGCUGCAGAAUUUCCAUGGCAUGUUGGAAUAUAUUUACAUGAAAAUGAUGGAUAUUUACAACUAUGUGGUGGAACCCUUAUAAAAAGAAAGUUGGUUCUAACUGCUGCUCAGUGCCUUCGAAAAUCAAAUAAUCCUAAGGAUUACAUGAUUGCAGCGGGCAAAUACCACAGAGGCUGGGAUAUAAAGGAUCCAACAGAACAACAACUUGAAGUGGAGUCAAUUGUGAUUCAUGAUAUGUAUAGAGGACCUUCACGAAAUUAUGCUGAUGAUAUAGCUAUAAUAGUUCUGAAAAAUGAAAUAACAAUCUCAGACUUUGUGAGACCAGUUAGUCUAGAUCUUGAAAGUAAAUAUGAGAGAGAACAACUGUCUUCUGGGAGUUUUGGCUCUAUUGCCCACUGGGAGUACAAUGAAAGUCCAGAACCAAGUGACGUACUGCUAGUGACCAAAUUGCCAUUUAUCGAGUUCAGCCAAUGUUACGAGCUACUUCCCCAGUCUGUAAGACCUUUAUUUGCUUCUGACAAAUUCUGUGCAGGAUAUGGAAAUGGUACUGCAGUUUGCGCGGGUGAUGCUGGUGGUGGCUUGUUGUUUGAGCAUAAGGUAACAGCCACAACAAAACAGUGGUUCAUUCAGGGAAUAGCAAGUUUAGGUCCACCAAGAGGAGUGAAACCGUGUUCCAGUUACCCGGUUCUUUUCACGAGAGUGAACAGUCAUCUGAACUGGCUCAAGGCAUACUAUGACAAAUAUUAAAAAAGAACAGUACAUUAUGAAACAUGUACUAUAAUUAGACAUGUAAGAACUUUAUUCUGGAUUCCACUCAAUGUAAAUAAGCUUGUGAGUGUUUGAUUAGGAGGGGGGGAGGGCUUUUAAGCUAUAAUAAAGUGUCUUCCUAGAAAAUCCAAUACAUUUGUAAUGCAUAGAAGAGAAGCUUCUUCUUUCUUUCCAGAACCGAAGUGUCCUCAAAUGUAAUUUACGUUGUGAAAUAAUUUCAUGUAUUUGUAUCUUUGUGGAACAUAUUAAUUGAAGUAACAAUUUACAUGUAAUGUCUGAAUGAACAUACUGGGUGAUCAAGAAGUCAGUAUAAAUUUGAAAACUUAAUAAAUCACGGAAUAAAGUAGAUAGAGAGAUACAA